GAAGGGGGGAGUCAGUCGAGGACCCUGCGCCAGAAGCAGGGAAUGCUGGGCUAUGGGGCGGGGCUGCUCCCGCUCCUCCUCAGCCUGGGCUUCGUGGGAGCUUCCAAAUACCUGUACUCGGAAGUUGUUGUACCAAAAAUGCUUGAAACGCAAGCUGGCUUCAUCUCUACGAAAGAAGUGUCUUAUUUCAUUAGAAUUGAAGGAAACAACAGGAUUAUUCACCUUCAUCAAAAAUCCUUUAUAUUUCGGAAUAUGCCGAUCUACACUUUUGAUCCAAAAGGGAACCGUCAAGAAGAUCACCCGUAUAUUAAGGUGGACUGCUAUUACAGCGGAUCUGUGGAAGACACCCCUGACUCGGACGUUUCCCUGUCUACCUGUGCUGGGCUUUGGGGUUUCAUACAGAUUGGAAGUUUGAAGUAUGAAAUACACCCCAUCGAGAAUUCCCGUGGAUUUCAGCACUUUAUUUAUCGAACGGACCCAGAAGAGCAGGAACCAUGCAGAGGACGUCUCGAACAGCAAGAUGAGCUGACCAGCGAGGACAUACAGGGGAGGGGAGCUGAGGAGGUGCUGACAAGGAGCCCCGGCUGGGGGCUGCCUGGCACUGUGACAGAGUUUCCUGGACCAAAUGCACCAUCGAGGUACCUCGAAUACUUUGCGGUUUGUGACAGCUCCAUGUUUCAGAGGGAAAAGCAGAACGUGACCCGCGUGAUACAGACGGUGCUUCAGAUGCUGUUGAUCCUUCACAAUAUCUAUGAUGACGUCGGUCUUCACGUUGUCUUGACAGGGAUAGAGAUCUGGACCAGGCGGGAUUACCUGGCCGUCAGCGAAACGCUGGAUGCUUUCUACAACUAUGCUUCGACUGAACUCCGGCACCUUGUGCAUUUCGACCACGCCUCUUUGUUCAUGAUUAUGGGCGAAGACCAUCCUUUUGGAAAGUUGUGGCGAGAGCAUUCGUGCCUUGAGAACCGUCUCUCCGUUUCUGCUGUCCAGACCUCUCCUUCGUCAACAAGCGACGGGGUCUCGGCUGCCCAUCAGCUGGGCCAUGCCCUCGGCUUCGCCCACGAUGAUCUCCUGGCACAGAGAGGGCGAACGUGUGACUGCCGCUGCGGCUCCCAGCCGAGCCAUUGCCUCAUGCACUCCUCAGCAGCGGAGUGCCACAGACUAAGUAACUGCAGCAAAAAUGCAUAUUCUGCAUUCUUAGCCCGGCAAGGAAAAGAAUGUUUCCUGAACCUGCCCAAAGACCUGUCGGUGGCCAGGAUGUGCGGCAACGGCUUGGUGGAGAGCGGCGAAGACUGCGACUGUGGCACGGAUGAGGAGUGCCAGGAGGACGGCUGUUGCCUGAAGGACUGUCGAUGGAAACCAGGAGCCAGCUGCCAUUAUGGGGUCUGCUGCCAACACUGUGAGAUUGCCAAUGAAGGGAAACUGUGCAGAGAAGCUGCCACAGAGUGCGACCUCACCGAGUAUUGCACCGGGAAUUCUGCCACCUGCCCGGCCGAUGUGCAUAAGCAAGACGGGAUGCUGUGCGGGACCGGAGACCGCUGCUAUUUGGGGAAAUGCCUGGACCGCCAGCAACAUUGCCAGGUCCUCUUUGGAAAAGACGCACAGCCGGCUCCACCGAGUUGCUACCGGGGCGUGAACACGCGGGGUGAUCGCACGGGCAACUGCGGGAAGGCCAAGCCGGGAUACAAGAAAUGCCAGGAAGAGGAUGUCUUCUGCGGAAGGAUCCAGUGCGUUAACGUUAAAGAGAUCCCAAUCAUUUCCACCAGGCAAGGUGUGAUUCAGACGCCCAUCGACAACGUCUUGUGCCUGGGCACAGAGUUUCAUGAAGAGGAAGAGGCGUACGACGUCGGAGCCAUAAAAGACGGAUCAACGUGUGGAACGGACAAAAUAUGUGUAAACAGAUCCUGCGUCAGCCUGACAAUUCUGAACUAUGAUUGUGAUUUCUCAAAGUGUAACAACCACGGGGUGUGCAACAGUAACAGGAACUGCCACUGCACUUACGGGUGGGCACCCCCUGACUGCAGGAGCCGGGGGUUUGGGGGAAGUCUCGACAGCGGGCCCCCUCCAGAACGCGUCCAAUCCAAGAAACCCCUCAUGCUCAGUUCGAUGGUCGGGGUUGUCCUGCUUUUGGUGACUCUGAGUAUAAUGCUGAGGAAGCACAUAUACAGCUGGCUUAGAAUCGGAAAAGAAAGAUCUGUAGGAGUCCCGGAAGUUGUUUCAGAGAUGGAUUCUGCUCCAGAAAACUCCGAAUUGCCGAAGAGCUGAAGGUCUCCAGGCGGCUUCCUGUUCUGAUCCGAAGUCGGGCCCUUUCUUCAGCAGAAGGUCCCUGAAGAACAGGGAGGCGUCCGCCCCCCAUCCUGCUGCCUUUCCCCGAGUCGCCCUGCGGGCUCUCGGCCCCUCCUGGAUGUCUGCUGACCUUCUCUCGUCUCGUCACCGGCCUCCGAACCCCGGGCUCCCUCUCCGAAGCCUGGAAAGAGGUGUCACGGAUGUCCCUGGAGACCGAACCUGUCAGCUUCAAGAAGGAAAUAUAUACUGCACAUCCCACCCUACUGCGAUUUGUUUU
Pogona vitticeps (central bearded dragon) is the source of this 2563-nucleotide messenger RNA. NCBI's taxonomy places the organism in Eukaryota, Metazoa, Chordata, Lepidosauria, Squamata, Agamidae. The record is from RefSeq and is a predicted model, not a curated record.